Molecule: messenger RNA, 273 nt
Organism: Orycteropus afer afer
Lineage: Eukaryota; Metazoa; Chordata; Mammalia; Tubulidentata; Orycteropodidae
Gene: HMGN4
Product: high mobility group nucleosomal binding domain 4
Exons: 1
Coding region: 1-273 (90 amino acids)
Biological process (GO): chromatin organization
Cellular component (GO): nucleus; chromatin
Molecular function (GO): nucleosomal DNA binding
Source: RefSeq, a predicted model, not a curated record
AUGCCCAAGCGAAAGGCUAAAGGGGAUGCUAAAGGGGACAAAGCGAAGGUGAAGGAUGAGCCGCAGAGGAGAUCAGCACGGUUGUCUGCUAAACCUGCCCCUCCCAAACCAGAGCCCAGGCCUAAGAAGGCCCCUGCGAAGAAGGGAGAGAAACUUCCCAAAGGGAGAAAGGGAAAAGCAGAUGCUGGCAAAGAUGGAACCAACCCUGCGAAAAACAAAGAUGCCUCUACAGUCCAGGCACAGAAAGCGGAAGGCGCUGGAGAUGCAAAGUGA